Messenger RNA from Sardina pilchardus (European sardine), 1424 nucleotides. It is a transcript of the gene tfpi2, whose product is annotated as tissue factor pathway inhibitor 2. Bases 92 to 751 code for a protein of 219 amino acids. Gene Ontology annotation, molecular function: serine-type endopeptidase inhibitor activity. The record is from RefSeq and is a predicted model, not a curated record. Gene Ontology annotation, biological process: negative regulation of peptidase activity. Gene Ontology annotation, cellular component: extracellular region. Lineage: Eukaryota; Metazoa; Chordata; Actinopteri; Clupeiformes; Clupeidae. The transcript has 5 exons.
CCACGUUUACCCUGAUCAAAACUUCAGAGUCAGAGUAAAGUUGACAUUCUUGUUUAAACUGUAACAGUUGUGCUACGACAAUUCUUAAAUUAUGGGAUAUUUUUGCGCGUUAAGUUUUCUUCUCAUGGCUUUAUUUGAAAACGUCCUCACGUUGAAGCCUAAAGAUGUGUGCUUGCUCGAAAUGGAUGAGGGACCAUGUAGGGCGGACAUUCAGCGUUACUUUUACAACAGAAUCAGUCAGCGCUGUGAAGAAUUCGGCUACGGCGGCUGCCACGGAAACGGGAACAACUUUAAGAGUUAUGCUGAAUGCCAGAAAUCAUGCUGGAGGAUACCAAAAAUCCCUCAGAUCUGCAGGUUUCCCGUGGAUGUGGGACGGUGUCGUGCUCUUCACAAGAAGUAUUUCUUUAACAUGACCACUAUGCAGUGUGAAAUGUUCUUUUACGGUGGCUGUGACGGCAAUGAAAACCGUUUCAACAGCAUGGAUUCCUGCUUAGAAUAUUGCAAACCUCAAAAAACUGUCCCUUUGGUGUGUCUUGAUCCCCUGGACAAAGGCCGGUGCUCGGCCUCCAUACCGCGUUAUUACUUUAACUCAGUCACCAAGAUGUGUGAGGAGUUUGAGUAUUCUGGUUGUGGAGGAAGCAGUAACAACUUUAUUUCAAGACAAAAUUGCAUUGAUGUCUGUGGUAAAGGUGGGAAGUCACGGAAACCCAGGAAGAGGUCUGGGUCAAGAAUGCUAAGGCGUCGAUCAUAAAGGGGAAAAAAUGCAACACCAUAUCUGCGGUCACCUUUAAGCUCUGCUUUUUAUAAAGUUUUGAAGGAGCAGCCUUGCAGAAGAUGUUUUGGAAAGUUGUCGCUAUAACGUAGUGCACUUACAGGACCUGAAGAGAACUGUUUGCCUGAGGGUCUGGCUCUGGGGAUCGAGGCCGAUGCAUCUCCAGUAUUGGUUGCCAGCCCAACCAGAUGUGCCAAUGACAGUCCAGCUAUGGUUUUCUGCUGCAGGACCAACAUAAGUUUUCUGUUUCAAAUGUGAAUGUACAGUACAUAUCUUUUUUUUGUGCUGCUUAUUGAUACUGUUUUUAAUCACUGUAUUCAACAGUAUGAAAGGCUUCCAAUAUUUGGUAUUUUAUUGUGAUAUUUUAUCAUAUUGUGAUAUUUUAUCAUAUUGUUGAUUUGUAUUAUAGGCUAUCUUGUUGUAGCCUACUUAAAAUGUAAAAGUUAUGUUUUUUUACAUUGUGUUUGAGUUUGUAUAGUGAUAUAUUGACAAUGACCAUAAUGGUUUGAUUUUUGAAAAAAUUUUUUGCUAAAUCACACUGCUGACACUUCUGUCAUCACUGGAAUUUACUCACUUUGUCAAUUUAUGUGCCAAAAUAUGACCAAAUGUUGUCAGGAAUCACGUUUGUAAUAAACAAAAACUUUUCUUGAAA